Molecule: messenger RNA, 993 nt
Organism: Lasiosphaeria miniovina
Lineage: Eukaryota; Fungi; Ascomycota; Sordariomycetes; Sordariales; Lasiosphaeriaceae
Product: KptA family-domain-containing protein
Exons: 2
Coding region: 1-993 (330 amino acids)
Biological process (GO): tRNA splicing, via endonucleolytic cleavage and ligation
Molecular function (GO): tRNA 2'-phosphotransferase activity
Source: RefSeq, a predicted model, not a curated record
AUGGCUGCCGCUGUUGCCGUCCCCUUCUCCGCUAUUAGCGAACACCUCGGGGGCGUUCUCCCGCCCAGCGCCGUCGUACAGCACUCGCCCCGCCAUGGGCGGAGCAGGGGGAUGAGCAUGAAGGGGAAGGGCGGCCGUGGCCGCGGGUACAGUGUGGUCGAGGAGCGGGAUGUCACCAUUGCCAAGGCCCUCAUGUUCAUCCUGAAGCGCACUAUCCAGGAGAGUGAGGUGGACGAAGAAGAAGAGGUCGAGAACCUUGUGGCGGAUGCCGAGGGCUGGGUUAGUGUCGACGACGUACUCGAGCAUCCCAGGAUUACCGUCCUCGAGGCAGACUUUGAGGACGUGCAACGUGUCGUAGCCAACGCAACCAAGGCCCGCUUCAACCUGCGACAAGCUCUCGGCACAGCAGACAAGGCCGACGAGCCUGCGUCGUGGCAAGUGCGCCGGAUUGGAAACAAUCGCGACAGCGUCCAAGCGCCCGCCCCUGUGGGCGAUAAGCUGAACGUCGAGACGGCAGACCUCCCAGAGUUUGUCGUCUACGAGACGUCGUACCAGCGAUACCCUCUAAUCCUGUCUUCGGGUGCUAUUUCACGUGCUCCUGGUGGUACCCAGUCGCUCGUGUUUUACCCCGUCACCGUGGGCGAAGACGGGACCGAGUCUCGCCAGUCGUCGGCCGGCGGCGAGGCCGCAGAUGUCAGCAUCUGGAUUCACCUGCGGACAGCCCUAGAGACGGAGCCGAGUGUUGUGUGGCGGCGCACCGAGAAUGGUGCUAUCCUCACAGCUGACGAGGUACCCAAGACGCUGUGGAACAAGGCAGUGGCUCGUCGGCCCGAUAUCGGUGUACUGUUCGAGGAAGGCGAGGUUCGGAAGGAGGUCCCUGCCGGUCUGCGUGGCCGAGGUGGCAAAGGCAGAGCUAAGAAGGGCAACAAGGCCACGCUGAAGCGCGAGGGUAGCGGGGAGGACUCGGGCAGUGCGAGCGAGGAGCAAGAGUAG